AAUAGGUAGACACAGGUGGUCAAUAGCUGAUAAAUAGCAAAGAGAAAGAAUAAAGAAGAGAAGAACAGAAAAAUGUUUUACCGCAAGUUCACAGCCCCAUAUUUCGUGCGUCCGGCAUCGCGAUGCGAUACACCACUGUCUAGAUUGACGAAACGGAGAAAAUCCGACCAAGGUGUGGUCCAGAGGUGAGAAUGGUAGCUCAGCUGACUCGAUGCUUUUUUUUCCUUCUUUUCCCCUUCCUUCCAUCUCUGGGCUGCUUGGUUCGCUCGUGGGGCAAAGGGGGUCCGCCGCCAUUCAUCGUUCGCUGGGCAGAAAAGCUCCAUAGCGUAAGUACUCGCACACAUACCGGUGGGGGGCUGCGUUUGCCCUCCCGGCUUUUCCCCUGGCUUGGAAAGCACACGUCAAGCUCGAUGCAUCCCCGGUCCGGUGUUAAUGGCACGACGGGGUCGACACAUGGUUCGGACGCUCCAUACCAGCACACUGGUGCUGUGAAACGAGCAACCUAUUCGUAAGAGAAUCCCUGGCAACUUGAUAUGUACACUUCUCUUAGUGAGAGCCGCGGGCAGUAUCAAACUGCCGAAACCAGGGGGUGUGAUAUCUGACAGGCAAGCUAGAGUGAAAGAAAAUUA
Molecule: messenger RNA, 629 nt
Organism: Trichoderma harzianum CBS 226.95
Lineage: Eukaryota; Fungi; Ascomycota; Sordariomycetes; Hypocreales; Hypocreaceae
Exons: 1
Coding region: 192-512 (106 amino acids)
Source: RefSeq, a predicted model, not a curated record